AUGGGACAACCACAAAGUAAUGGACAAAACGCCACCCUUCUUACAUGUGGCCACAACCACGGAGGUCAAUGCAUCACCGAUGACUUUGUCGAUGUCUUUCAACUACACAAAGUCAAACUCCCCUUUCCGGAUUGGGUCGAAACAGGCAAUUCUCUGACCCGAACCAAAGUCAAGAAAGCCAUUCGUAUCAAGAAAACAAGUUGUGGAGCCUCUCAUUUACUUCUUCUCACGAACCGACUCAAUGAAGUGUAUGUGGUCGGAAAGAACACUGAAUUCCAACUCGGACUCUCCCAUAACAAACCCGUGAAGGAUUUAACGAAAUUGGAUACGAAUCGAUUUUUGCAACGAGGAGAGAAGAUUUAUGAUUUGUAUGGAGGAACUCUGGUUUCAUAUAUCAUUGCAAGAAAAAUCAAUAAUAGUAGUAGUAGUGAUCAUCCAUCAUCAUCAGCAACAUCCUCGGGUACAUCAAAUUUAUCAUCAAAUGAUUGCGGAGGAGAUUCCAUCUAUUGGUGUGGUACUCCACCGUUACAGAAUUUGUAUGCUCAUGCCUCUCAUGUGAGUAGUGUAGGAGAUGGUAGUCCUGGAAUUAUGGGUGGAACUACUAGCCUCAAUAGUGGUUCUGCAACCUCUUCUACAAUGACUUCCAAUUUAGCCUCACCAUCACCGGCUCAGCUCAUUGCAAACGUUUCAUUUACUCGCUGGACACCCGAAGAAGGAUGGAAAAAGAAUUUCAAAGUGAAGUGUUUUGAUUGCUCCAAAGUUGGAGAUGAUCAUUGUAUUGUGGUGAAUCAAUUUAAUCAGAUUUUUGGAAGAGGAUCGAAUGCCUAUCAUCAAUAUGGACGAAAUUUGGAAGGUCAAAGUUUUGCCAAGCUCACAGAAAUUAAAUUACGAGGCUAUGAACACCAACCACCCAAUGUGAAACUUGUUGCUUGUGGAGGCUAUCACAGCGUGAUUGUUUUACACAAUAAUGAAUAUUUUUGUUCUGGACUAAAUUGUCAUGGUCAACUAGGAUAUGAUGUGGAUUCAACAAUUUUCGAUUUUGCACAACCAAAAGAUCUUCCUUUUGCAGGUCGAGAAAUUACCAAUGUUGCUCUUGGAUUGUAUCAUACAGUAGUGGUUGUUGAUCAUUGUGACGUUUUUGUGUGCGGUGAUGGACGAUAUGGCCAAUUAGGAAAUGGUGAAAACAAGUCUGUCAAUUCGACUUUUAUACGUCUGAAGCUUGAAGCCAUUUCUCCAGUUACUGGAAAUUAUAUCAAACACAUUAAUACUUUUGUGACAGGUUUAUCAUGUGGUCUCACCCAUACAGUACUUAUAACUAGUGAUCGAAAGGUGUGGAGAUGUGGAGGAAACGAUUUUGGACAAAUUUUCCUUCCUAAUGAACUUCAGACAUGCAGUUUUCGUGUUGUUUUUGAACCUCGAUGUGAAAUUAAUCAAGUUUCUUGUGGAGGAAAAUUCACUGCUCUCUAUCUUCAAAAGAAGGUCAAUUUUUACGAAUACAAUAUUGUGAGACACAUGAAUAUCUAUCAAGACAAGCAAAAUAUGGCAGAAUAUUAUGACCUGAGCAUUCGAUGUUUGAAAUAA
Messenger RNA from Naegleria lovaniensis, 1581 nucleotides. RefSeq lists its product as uncharacterized. The record is from RefSeq and is a predicted model, not a curated record. NCBI's taxonomy places the organism in Eukaryota, Heterolobosea, Eutetramitea, Acrasida, Naegleriidae. The transcript has 4 exons. Bases 1 to 1581 code for a protein of 526 amino acids.